CACUAAACAAGAAACAUGAUGGCGAGCGGCUGAACGGAGUUUACGUGCAUUUGGCGUGGAAUUCAAGCAUUUUCUAGGAUUUCUACUUGGACUUAAUUUUACAGAUGAACUUAUGAAAGAUAUAAUAAUCUUAAAGUGCCAAAUCUUGGACAAUUAGGACUUACUAUGGCUAGAAAUCGGCCUCGGAAACGAUGGGGUUUACCGUCCCUUGUGUCAGUGCUUUUACUCGGCCUACUGCAGUCAGCAUUGGGCCAAGAAACCCACACAUUUAGUAGCUUCCACUUCACAGUAGAACCCUCCAAUAUCAUAGCAUACAAGGGUUACCCAGCACUUUUAAACUGUUCAGCAGAAAACAGUGGGAAUACACCGCGCACUCAGUGGAUCAGGGAUGGUGUAUAUAUGUCCUUAAAUGGAGACUCAAGGAGAUAUAAAUUAAAUAACGGGUCAUUAUAUUUCUCGUCCAUUGAGCACACGCGUUCAUCACGACCAGAUGAGGGUGUAUAUAAGUGUGUGGCCACAGUCAUGGGCCUUGGAACACUAGUCAGUAGGGCAGCCAAGCUACAAGUAGGAUAUUUUAACAGAGACUUUAAAGAGGAACCAAAAAAUGUAAAUGUGCAUUUAGGAGACAAUGCAGUGUUCACUUGUGCUGUAGACUCUAUACCUAGAGCCAGUAUUGUGUGGUUUAAAGGGAGUACAGAACUUUCAGAUUCCCCUGGUGGGACAUUAAGAAUUUAUCCAGAUGGAAUACUGGAAAUUCAGGAUGUCAAAUUCUCAGACUUGGGACAAUAUCAUUGUAAAUCUGAGUACAGCGAGCCUGGGAGAUCACGGCCGCAAGUGUCAACCAGUGCUGUUGCCAGCUUGACCCAGAAUGCCGAUACAUCAACAUACAAAGGUGUUUCUCCCAGGUUUAUCAUCACCCCAACAGACACCACUGUCCUAGAAGGCAGCACAGUGCACUUAUACUGUGGAGCCAAUGGCAGAGAUUCUCAAGAAAACACACCACAAAUUAUGUGGCUCAAGUCUGGGACUACCAUUGAUACAACGAAACCAGAAAAUGCCCGGUUCUCAGUUGUUGGGCUAGGUUCCCUUAGAAUCGAAAGUGUUACAGAGGCUGAUGCGGGGUUAUAUACUUGUCGUGCUGAAAACAACGAAGAUUCCAUCGAUGCUACCGCAACCCUUGUUGUCCAAGUGGCACCAAGAUUUGUCAAAGAGCCGGAGAGUUUCUAUGCACACGUGAAUGCAGAUGUACAGUUCGACUGCGAAAUCUAUGGUAACCCCACCCCCAAGAUUACAUGGAUGAAAAACGGAGACAUUGUCAUCCCGAGUGAUUACUUCCAAAUUAUAGAUGGAAAGCACCUACGGAUCCUCGGUCUGGUGAUUUCAGACGAUGGACUUUACCAGUGCUUUGGGGAAAACGCUGUAGGCAAUGUGCAAGCCAGUGCCCAGUUGGUGGUUCUCCAGCCAGAUGUCCCCAUCCCUACUCCAUCCCCUCACACCACACAACCCACGCCUCCUGCAGGUAGCGACCAGCCAGUCGCGCAGGGGCAGCCCCCCUCAGCCCCCAGAGAGCUCAAAGCCGUCAUGGUGGGCAUUCGCUUCAUUACCUUGAAGUGGAAAGAACCUCAGGAGACUGGAGAGGGACCAAUAUAUUAUGCCGUCUAUUGGAAAGCCCAAGGAUCUGAUAGAGAGAGAGUCAUGAAUACUACCUCCACUGAUGCUAACGUCCAGCUUCUGAAGCCUGCCACCAGGUACACCUUCCGUGUGUUAGCAGCCAACAGCCAUGGCUCGGGAGAUGCACAAACAUUACAGCUCACCACCCAGCCUGAAGUGCAUGUUCCAACUCAAGUACGAGACCUCACAGCAAUGGCGCUCUCUACAAGAGAACUCCAGAUCACAUGGUCACCGCCCAAUAAGACCAAUGGGAACAUCCGAGAGUACAAGAUCCACUACUAUAAGGCAAUGGAUACCCACGAGAUGGCUGUGGUAGUUCCUGGUAGUACCACCUCAUACACUCUCGCUAACCUGCGUCCAUACACAGAAUGUUUCUUCAGGGUUGUGGCAUUUAACCAGAAUGGUCCUGGGAUGAGCACUGAUGAGGUGUCAGCAAGGACUUUCUCUGCAGCGCCAUCAGGCCCACCACAAAAUGUUACAGUGGAACCAAGCACAUCAAAUAGCAUCCUGAUACAGUGGGAGCCCCCUUACAGUGAUGAACGCAAUGGGCUGAUCACAGGCUACAAGAUUAAGUAUCGCCAACGAGGCCAGUCUGGCAAGGCACACACCAUUAUGACAGAUGGUGACAGACGGCUUUAUUCUGUAACAGGUUUGGCCCGUGAUACCACAUACAGCAUCAGAGUGGCAGCUGUAAACACCAAUGGAACAGGUCCACACACACCAUGGACUUCAGUUAAAACAUAUGAAUCUGACUUAGAUGAAUCUCGUGAACCUGGUAUACCCAGUUCCCUGACUGUGCGGCCCUUCACAGACAGAAUGGUCGUCCACUGGACCCCUCCUGUUCAGGACAAUGUGAUGAUCCGAGGUUAUAGGAUUGGCUAUGGCGUCGGGGUACCCGAUGUCUACCAGGUCGAUGUGUCUGCUAAUGAAAGACUGUACACCAUCAAAAAUCUCAGACCAUCAUCUGAGUAUGUUGUAAGUUUGAGGGCCUUCAACCACAAAGGAGUAGGAAGAGAAAGACUGCAGACUGGAACCACAAGAGAUGAGUCAAGUGCAGAAAACACCACACCAAUGAUCCCUCCAGUUGGUGUGAAGGUCACCAUCAUCUCAUCGUCCUCUGUCAUGGUAACAUGGACAGACACCACCUUGGGUGGGAACCAGAGAACUAGUGACCAUCGCUAUUACACCAUCAAAUACAUACCAGCCACUGGUAGUAACAGGAGGGAAAAGUAUGUCAACUCCACGGAGCUGAACAAGAAGAUUGAAGAUCUGAAGCCGGCCACAAUGUACGAGUUUGCCGUGAAGGUGAUCAACGCAAGAAGACAGAGUCACUGGAGUUUGACUGUGGUGAACACUACGAAGGAAGCAGCUCCUGCCACUGCUCCACGUGACCUCACUCCAGUGCCACUGCCGGUCAGUAAGAAAGGACCCACAUGUAAUAUUAUGUUGAACUGGCAGCCUCCCAAGAUACCAAAUGGGAAGAUCACAGGAUACUUAGUGUUCUAUACUACGGAUGCCACUCAGAAGGACAGGGACUGGGUGGUAGAAGGUGUUCUGGGAGAGAAACUGUCCAUUACCAUUAAAGGCCUGACACCACACACAACAUACUACUUCAAGGUGCAGGCCAGAAACAGCAAAGGUUAUGGCCCUAUGUCAUCCACAGUUAUCUACAGGACCCCCAGAGCUGAUGGUACAGGUGGUGGCCCCAUCGAUACCCCAGAGUAUGACCCUAACACCCCAGGAGGAAAGUUGGGUCACCCAGGUAUUGAUGGACAUGAUAUGGUCAAUGUUAUCAUAGAUGGCGCCAAAGAGAUAGCAAACAAUGAAGAGGAGGCUGAGAAGAACAAAGGUGGUAUAAGCCAAAAUGCCAUGUGGAUCAUCAUUGCCUCCUGUGUCUGUGGUGUCAUCAUUGUCACUGUUAUUGCUAUUGUUGUCAUUGUGUGCAGGAGGAAGAGCCCUGGGGAAAGAAGAAGGUCUGGCUACCAUCCAUCCAGCAAGAGUAAAGGUCCAGGACCAAAGGACCUCAAGCCACCAGAUUUGUGGAUUCACCAUGAUUUGGAAUUGAAGAGUAUGGACAAAAACAGUGACCAUGAGACAUCCAUGACUAUGACUCCUAUACCCAGGAGCUCUCAGGAAAAACUGGAUGAUGAUCAAAAUCAAUUCGAGACCACCGUUAAUGAAGAGAGGUACAGGAGAAUGCCCAGACACAGGCCUAUAAUGAUCCCAGUUGAUUCACAGCCUGCUCCUCCCAGAGAACCCAUAGCCACUGCCACUGCCCUUCCCAAUGGCCAUGUGCAUACUCCAUCUGACCGCGACGUCCCCACAAGACCUGUCUACCCCAGAACACAAUAUAACAUGACACCCAGGGUAUAUGCAGGGGACGUGUCACAACCUGGUUCAGACAUUGAAGAGAUGCAGCCAUUGAUGGGAGGUACGUUAGAUCGCAGAAAAAUGUCAUCAAUGCAGAGCUUACAGCGCGACCAGCAAGGAGGCAGUGCAUAUACUCGGCCACAAUCUCCAGAUUCAUCUUAUAACCAACCGCCUGUACCAUAUGAUCAACUGCAUCUACACAGCACCACUACACCUACUGCUGCUGAAAGCAGUAACAGCCUUCCACAACGCACCCCUAAUCCUCUUAAAAGUUUCUCUGUCCCAGGCCCCCCUCGGCACCAGGGGGCCCCAGGCUCACCUCCAGCACCUAAGCAACUAGUAGUCAAACCACAGCAACCCACAAGUCCGUACAAGAAGCAGCCAACAGUAACAGUGAGUGCGAUGAAGUCGAGAACACCAAUGCCUGUGGUCACACCUAAGGCUCCAGAUUUACUCAAAACUUCUGGGGAUCAGAAAAUAUGCAGCACAGAAGAACUUUCACAAGAGAUGGCAAACUUAGAAGGACUCAUGAAGGACUUAAAUGCAAUCACACAGCAAGAGUUUGAAUGCUGAAAAGGAACAAAAGUGUACUUUCUGUAUAUAUACCACAUGACCUGGGAUGUGUCACAUUUACUGAACAUGUAGAUAAAAUACAAACAUCUCACUACUUAGUUUUGGCACUCAGCAUGAGGGAAUAAGGAACAAAGUAGAACAUAAGUUUCGAAGAGAAGUGGACAUGUAUGUUUAGGGACAGUAACAAAUGUCCAUAUCAGAUGGGUCACCAAUAAGAGCAUUAAAGUGGAAUCUUCAGUGUGAG
This is a messenger RNA of Lingula anatina, 4858 nucleotides long. RefSeq names its product neogenin. Gene Ontology annotation, biological process: cell-cell adhesion. The record is from RefSeq and is a predicted model, not a curated record. Gene Ontology annotation, molecular function: protein binding. Gene Ontology annotation, cellular component: membrane. Lineage: Eukaryota; Metazoa; Brachiopoda; Lingulata; Lingulida; Lingulidae.